GAAAUUUCUCUGCUAUCACAAAUGUUAAUAUAUUCACGCGAGUUGUAAUCUGACAGUUCUAUUGACCUUAAUUUUGAAAUAAAAAUCAUAUCAGCUGAUAUUCACAAUAUAACUUUACAGUAGAUCAUACAUAAAACACGAUUUGAUAAGUGAUAUAAAUUAAUACUUAAGACACUUUUACCCUCGUCGAAACGAUUUUUGCGAUAACGAUAAGAUUUCAAGAGCGAAAAAAUGCCACGGUUUAGUUUCAAAGUGUUUAGUUUUGUUUCAAUUGUCAUCGCGUGUGUAAGUCUUUCAUCUUCAAAAAUAUUAAGAAUGGAUUCAAAGCCAAAGCGACCAUCACUAGAGAAAUAUAAUGAGAUGAGGGAGGAAUAUUUGAAUACGCAUUUAUCUAGAGCAUUAGGUUCUGAUGUUCUCUUAAAUGAAGAAGAGCAACAGUUUAAUACGAUAUUAAUGGACUUAAAAGCUGAAGAGCUGGCACGUGGAUUUGAAAAUCCAUUUAACUUUACGCCUGCACGACAUUUUUUUGACACCAUGAAAUCCGUCGAAUCAUCUCAACUUUUUAAAAUCAUACAAAAAAUGCCAAAAGGUGCCGUUUUACAUGCUCAUGAUACUGCAAUGUGCUCAACCGACUAUGUCGUGUCAUUGACAAAAUGGGACCAUCUAUGGCAAUGGGGUGAAAUUGAGGGCAAUGAUUUGCCAAAAUUUUUGUUUAGUCGACAAAAGCCUGAAAUAUUAAACAAUGUUGAAUGGAGGCCUGUAAAAGAUGUAAGAAAAGAAAUGGGUGAUGAUGUGUAUGAUAGCAAAAUACGGCAUUUCUUUACAUUGAUCGUUGACAAUCCUAUUACAUAUUACAACAAUAUUAACGUCAUUUGGUCAAAAUUUGAAGACUUAUUUUCUGUGUUCGGUCCCAUAGUAUUCUUUAUUGAUGCUUGGAAAGAUUAUUAUCGCCAAUCGCUUCAAGAAAUGUAUGAUGACGGUGUAAAUUAUUUAGAGUUUCGUGGAGUUUUACCCGAGUUAUACGAUUUAGACGGGAAUACUUACGGACCAAUUGAAACAUGUCGCGCUUACGUGGAUGUCUUAAAAGAAUUUAAAGCAAGUCAUCCGGACUUUGGAUGUAGAUUCAUUUAUGCCCCAAGAAAGACAGUUACAGAUGAAGAAUUUGACACUUACAUUCCUACCUUGUUAAAACUUGUAAAGACUUUUCCCGAGUUCAUUGCUGGAUUUGAUUUAGUUGGACAAGAGGAUAAAUCAAAACCUUUGGCUUAUUAUGCUGAGAAACUUCUUCAAGUUCCUGAAGACAUACAAUUUUUCUUCCAUGCUGGUGAAACAAAUUGGAUGGGAACAUCUUCAGAUGAGAAUUUAAUUGACGCUGUCUUAUUAGGAUCAAAGAGAAUCGGUCAUGGAUAUGCAGCUGUUAAAUACCCGCAUUUAUUAAAAAUAAUUAAGGAGAAAAGAAUUGGAAUUGAAAUUAAUCCAAUAUCCAAUCAAGUUCUUAAACUAGUCGAUGACUUGAGGAAUCAUCCCGCAGCAAUUUUCUUCUCUGAUGAUUAUCCAAUCGUUAUAUCAAGUGAUGAUCCAUCAUUCUGGGGAGCACUGCCAUUAACGCACGAUUUCUAUUUUGCUUUUCUUGGAAUCGCAUCAGCACGACAAGAUUUGAGAACAAUUAAAAAAUUAAUUUUAAAUUCAUUUGAAUUCAGUACAUUAGAUGAAACUCAAAAAGCCUUUGCAAAACAAGUCUGGUUGAAAAAAUGGAAUAGAUUCAUUAAGGAAGCCCUUAAAGACCACAAAUCAGCAAUUUUAAUGCAACAAUGAAAUGUAAAAUUUGAAAUUUUCUUGCUAAAAUUCAAUGAAACCAAAGAUAAUAAAUUGUCUUAAAACCUUAAAUAUUUAAGUAUGUAAGUCUUUAUCUUAAUUUUAUUUUUUUUGGUUCAGGGUGGUCUUGGGGCACGCUUAAAAUUUUAUAGAAUAAGAUUUUUAAAUAAUUUGCACCCGGUACGCACCUGGUAUGUCCACACAGUUUUAAC
Messenger RNA from Chironomus riparius, 2027 nucleotides. The record is from the annotation of a GenBank genome assembly. NCBI's taxonomy places the organism in Eukaryota, Metazoa, Arthropoda, Insecta, Diptera, Chironomidae.